UUUACUACCAGCAUCACAAGCAUCACCAGUGUGAAGAUGGCGGCGCACAGUCCCUCUCCGCAGCUGCUACUGUUGUUAUUCUUGUGCACCAGUGGCUUCGGUGCCGUUUUGAGCUUGAGGCCAGCGAGCGGUCCGGCCGAACCUCCGAACCCACCCGUCGUCAGAGCCGCAGAGGCCGCUGCCAAGGAUGCACCUGCCGCUCCGCCUGCCGCCGCUGGGGCCUCGCAGGCUCGAAGGGCGCCCGGCUGGAAACUGUCGGAGGAGGAGGCCUGCAGGGAGGACCUGAGCCGGCUCUGUCCCAAACACACCUGGUCCAAUAACCUGGCCGUGCUGGAGUGUCUUCAGGACCGCAAAGAGGACAGUGAAAUUGCUGCUGACUGCAGUCAUCUCCUCUGGAACUACAAGUUCAAUCUUACCACAGAUCCCAAGUUUGAGUCAGUUGCUACAGAGGUCUGCAAAAGCACCAUUAAUGAGAUUAAGGAGUGCAACGAGGAGGAGCGUGGGAGGGGCUACCUGGUGUCCUGCCUGGUCGACCACCGUGGCAACAUCAGCGAGUACCAGUGCAACCAGUACAUCACAAAGAUGACCAGCAUCAUCUUCAGUGACUACCGGCUCAUCUGUGGCUUUAUGGACAAAUGCAAAGAAGACAUCAACAACCUGCGCUGUGGCAGCAUCAACACUGGACACAAGGACAUCCACUCCCAGGGUGAAGUCAUCUCCUGUCUGGAAAAGGCGCUGGUGAGACAAGCAGAGCAGUCGGAUCAGGCUCGACUCAUCAAAGAAGAAUGUCAGCGAGCAAUCCUGCGGGUCGCCGAGCUGUCGUCCGACGACUUCCACCUGGACCGCCAUCUCUACUUUGCUUGUCGUGAUGACAGGGAGAGAUUCUGCCAGAAUGUUCAGGCAGGGGAAGGAAAAGUCUACAAGUGCUUGUUCAACCACAAGUUGGAAGACGCCAUGUCAGAGAAAUGCAGAGAUGCCCUGACCACUCGUCAGAAGCUGAUUUCUCAGGACUACAAAGUCAGUUACUCGCUUGCAAAAGCCUGCAAAGUGGACCUAAGGAAGCAGCGCUGCAGCAUGGACACCAACCUGCCGCGAGCCAGAGAGGCUCGUCUGUCCUACCUGCUGCUGUGUCUGGAAGCUGCUGUGCACCGGGGUCGUCCGGUCAGUGGCGAGUGUCAGGGCGAGAUGCUGGACUACAGGCGGAUGCUGAUGGAGGAUUUCUCCCUGAGUCCGGAGAUCGUCCUUCACUGCCGCUCAGAGAUAGAAACGCACUGCUCCGGCCUGCACCGCAAAGGCAGGACGCUGCACUGCCUGAUGAGAGUGGGACGUGGUGGUACUAGUGUGGACAACGCAUGCCAGAGCGCACUCCAGACUCUGAUCCAGUCGGCAGACCCCGGCGCCGACUACAGGAUCGACCGAGCUCUAAAUGAAGCUUGCGAGUCUGUCAUCCAGACAGCCUGCAAACAUAUCCGCAACGGAGACCCAAUGAUCCUGUCGUGCCUGAUGGAGCAUCUGUACACCGAGAAGAUGGUGGAGGAGUGCGAACAUCGCCUGCUGGAGCUGCAGUAUUUCAUAUCUCGGGACUGGAAGCUAGAUCCAAUCCUGUUUAAAAAAUGUCAGGGUGAUGCUGCCCGACUCUGCCACACGCACGGCUGGAAUGAGACCAGCGAACUGAUGCCGCCCGGCGCAGUCUUCUCCUGCCUGUACCGCCACGCUUACCGCACCGAGGAGCAGGGACGCAGGUUGUCCCGUGACUGUAAGAUGGAAGUACAGAGGAUUCUCCACCAGAGGGCGCUGGACGUUAAACUGGACCCGGAGCUGCAGAAGCGCUGCAUGACUGACCUCGGCAAGUGGUGCAGUGAAAAGACAGACACCGGGCAGGAGCUGGAGUGUCUACAGGAACAUCUGGAGGAUCUGGUCUCUGCCUGUCGGGAGGUUGUCGGGAACCUGACAGAGUUGGAGUCAGAGGACAUCCAGAUUGAUGCGCUGCUGAUCAGAGCCUGUGACCCUGUUAUCCAGGUUCAUUGCCACGAUGUAGCAGAUAACCAGAUCGAUACAGGAGAUUUGAUGGAGUGCCUGGUUCAGAACAAACACCAGAAAGAGAUGAAUGACAAGUGCUCUGUCGGUGUCACACACUUCCAGUUGAUUCAGAUGAAAGACUUUCGCUUUUCCUACAAAUUCAAGAUGGCGUGCAAGGAGGACGUGCUGCGCUUGUGUCCCAACAUAAAGAAGAAAGUGGACGUGGUCAUCUGCCUCAGCACCACGGUGAGGAACGACACGCUGCAGGACGCCAAGGAGCAGAGAGUUUCUUUGAAAUGUCGCAAGCAGCUUCGGGUGGAGGAGCUGGAGAUGUCUGAGGACAUUCGGUUGGAGCCUGAAAUUUAUGACCCCUGCAAGUCUGACAUCAGCCGCUUGUGUCCAAACGUGGCCUUCGGUAACGCUCAGAUGAUCGAGUGUCUGAAGGAGCAGAAGAAGCAGCUGAGUCCGCGCUGCCAUCAGCGCAUCUUCCGCCUGCAGGAGGUGGAGAUGACCGACCCCGAGCUGGACUACCAGCUGAUGAGAGUCUGCAAGCAGAUGAUCAAGAGGUUCUGCGCUGAAUCCGACGCGAAAAGCGUCCUUCAUUGUCUGAAGCAGAACAAGAACAAUGAGCUGAUGGAUCCCAAGUGUAAACAGAUGAUAACCAAGAGACAGAUCACACAGAACACAGACUACAGGCUGAACCCUGUUCUGAGGAAAGCCUGUCGAGCUGACAUCCCCAAAUUCUGUCAGUCCAUCCUCAACAAGGCCAACGAAGACAGUGAGUUGGAAGGUCAGGUGAUCGCUUGCCUCAAGCUCAAAUAUGCCGAACAGAGAUUAUCUUCAGACUGUGAAGAUCAGAUCACAGUGAUUCUGCAGGAGUCGGCGCUGGACUACCGUCUGGACCCGCAGCUGCAGAUACACUGCUCGGACGAAAUUUCCAGGUUGUGUGCGGAGGAAGCCGCCGCCCAGGAGCAGACGGGUCAGGUGGAAGAGUGUCUGAAGUUCCAGCUGCUGAAGAUCAAACAUGAGCCCUGCAAAAAGGAGGUCUUGAACAUGCUGAAGGAGAGUAAAGCCGACAUUUUUGUGGACCCGGUUCUGCACACGGCCUGCGCUCUGGACCUCAAACACCAUUGUGCGGCCAUCACUCCCGGCAGAGGGCGGCAGAUGUCGUGUCUGAUGGAGGCGUUGCUCAACAAGAGAGUGCGACUGCAGCCCGAGUGCAAGAAGAGGCUUCAGGACCGCAUGGACAUGUGGAGCUACGCCGCCAAGGUGGCGCCAGCGGAGGGCUUCGCCGAUCUAGCCGUGCAGGUGAUGACGUCACCCUCGAAGAACUACAUCAUCCUCAUGAUGGCGCUGUGUGUGUGCGUCCUCUUCCUGGUGGGGCUGCUGUGCGGCCGCAUCACCAAGCGGGUGACCAGAGAACUGAAGGAUCGGUAAAGGAGGACGACGUCAGCUCCUCAGACUCUCCCCCUCCCCGCACCCUCCCCCCGCCUAGUCUGUAACCAGCUGACCUGCAGUGCCAAUGCCAGCUUAAACAUCUGGCCCGUCUGUUCGGCCGCUGCAGAACAUUUGCAUCACGUGCAUCCCGAAAACCUUUAACCUCCAUGGGAGCGGCUUCACGAGUGAACCGGGAGCAAGCUGAGGUCGAGUUCCGGCCGAGGUUGGAUUUGAAAGUGCCGGUGUGACUUCCUCUGUUCUUUUGGAAUUUUGGACCAUGAGGAACAGAACACGCCGAGUCUGCACAUGUCAACUUUAAUUUCAUGAAUUCUGAAUUUCAUGUUCUCUAUAUCCUCCAUGACAACAGUUGGAGCCUGCACGGAGGACCAGCUCCUGAGACUCACCUGGUCCUGGAACACUUUUUCAUCUCAACAUCUGAUAGAAAUCAACCGCACUUUUUCAUUUUGAUUUGCCUUAUUCAUUGUUCCUUCUCAGUUAGGUCUGCUGUGCAUGUUUGCUUUGUGGGGUCGCCAACUGAAGAGACUCCAUUAUGGCUGCACUUUCUGUUACAUCAUGCUUCAGACGUUUGUGCUGUCCCUCAUCUUUCAAUACUCAAUGGAGCAGUUUUUCAAAAUCGUUUCUAAUGUUUUUAAUUCUCUGUCAUUUCACAUUGUCGUCCAAUAAUUUAAAUCAGAAAGCAAGUAGUUAAUUUAUACUGUAUUUGUCAUAUUUGUCCAAAAUGCUUUCUUUCAAUAUUUGUUUUAUCUGGUGUUUUUUUCAGGGGGUGGGGCUGAAAGAGUAUUUAAUUAUAAACAAAGCAUUAUUUCUUUGCAGUAGUUUUCUAAUUUGAUUUUUUUUCUGCUCGUUUCUUGAUUUAUUUCUGUCAUGGUCUUUUUUUUUUAUUCUGUCUUUAUCUUGUGAAGUAUUAUUUGUAUUAAAAAAUGUGUCUUUAUUUAUGAAACCAGAUUUUUUUUUGUCUCAAUUGAUUAUUUAAACAUUAAACAAGUGCUAUCCGGAGGCUUAACAUUGAGUAACACUACUGUGUUGGUUGAUCUUCUGAAAUGACUAAACUCCAAUGUUUUUUUGUUUUAAAAAUCCCAGAGCUGCUUUGAUGAGUGAUCAGUUCAGGUUCAGUGUUGAGACUAAUCAUUUGACACAGCUCCUCAGGCACAAGUGGACAGUCGACAACAACAAUGAGCACAGUUUCAGUUCAUUUUGGAAGGAGCUUUUUCAUCUGGUUAUCUGGUGUGGCAGGUGCAAUUGGUACGUCCGGACACGUACAACUGUGGUGUGACACGGGACUGCCCUUGGACUCCACGUCAGUUCCAGCAGCGAGAUGAUGGAGACAACAUGUCGAGGACUGCUCAUCUCCAAAAGCACCUUUUGGUUGAGUGCACUGGAGGUCUGGAUGUGUACAAAGUAUCAGUGUGCUGUUAUAACUUUCAGACUAUUGUGAUAUACAAAAGUGAGAAAUUUAUCAUUGUGACUUUUCAUUUUGCUGUAUAGAUUAAAUUUGUCAGUUUAAUAAUAAAAAAA
Molecule: messenger RNA, 4992 nt
Organism: Synchiropus splendidus (mandarinfish)
Lineage: Eukaryota; Metazoa; Chordata; Actinopteri; Syngnathiformes; Callionymidae
Product: Golgi apparatus protein 1-like
Exons: 26
Coding region: 37-3456 (1139 amino acids)
Cellular component (GO): Golgi membrane
Molecular function (GO): fibroblast growth factor binding
Source: RefSeq, a predicted model, not a curated record